Molecule: messenger RNA, 627 nt
Organism: Theileria annulata
Lineage: Eukaryota; Apicomplexa; Aconoidasida; Piroplasmida; Theileriidae
Exons: 3
Coding region: 1-627 (208 amino acids)
Source: RefSeq, a predicted model, not a curated record
AUGGUAUGGGAAAAAGCAUCAGUGAGGAGUUAUUUUCACCUUGAAACAUUUAAUUUUGUAAACAAAGUCAGCGGAGAUGAUAAAGUAGAAAGUGAUUCGGAAUCAGAUUCUGUAAUAAUAAUAGAGACUCCAGAUGAAGUUUAUAAUAAAUUUAUAGAGUUAUUGUAUGGGAAGAUCUCUGAGCUAAAUUCGUUGAGAAAUGAAAUUAAUGAAAAUUCCCGUAAAAAGUGUUUAAACAUCACACUGGAACACUUAGUUAACAUUUCAGUAUCAUUACACAUUAGUAUAGAAAACCUUAUAGACGAUGUUUGUAAUAAAUUUGGGAUUGACAACGACCAGAUUAACUCGUUAAAGGCUCCAUUGGAUGAUUCUAUACCUGUUUCACUCUUUCAAUCAAAUCUACAUCAAAUUUCUUUGACUCAACCGAAUAAUAAUGACAAUUCAGUUGUUUUGGAAAAUUUGAAUGAUUGUGUAAACUUGAAUAAUGAUAUAAAUUUGAAUCAAGAGAAGAAAAUAUUUAUGGUAAAUAAAACAAUAAGUGAUGUCGAUGAUAAGGAUAUAAAUAUGUUAGAUUUAGAAAAUUUGGGACUCUCGGAAGAAACUAAAAAGCUCCUGGGCAUUAACUAA